Panonychus citri (citrus red mite) is the source of this 4060-nucleotide messenger RNA. Its product is annotated as glycoprotein 3-alpha-L-fucosyltransferase A-like. The transcript is spliced from 4 exons. The record is from RefSeq and is a predicted model, not a curated record. The coding region runs from base 2555 to 3928 and encodes 457 amino acids. Gene Ontology annotation, molecular function: alpha-(1->3)-fucosyltransferase activity. Gene Ontology annotation, cellular component: membrane. Lineage: Eukaryota; Metazoa; Arthropoda; Arachnida; Trombidiformes; Tetranychidae.
UAAUGAUUGUUAAAGGGUUGAUUAGUUGAUUGUUUGAAUGAAAUAAAAAUAAAAGCAGAAUAAUUUUGUCCAACUUAAUCUAAUUGCAAAAGUAUUCCAAGUAAACUUAACAUCAAUUGUAAUUGAAAAUGUCUCGAUCCAUGUUAAUUUGUGUUUUCAUUUGUCUUCUCAUGGUUGUUGAUUUUAUCUCAUCAACUCCUGUAAGUGAUGAGGAUGCUUUAACUACACAUGAACAACAACAACAUCAUCAUCAAGAUGCUUCAUCUCACCUUCGUAUGAAAAGAUGGGUUUGUAACAAUUUAACUGGUGAUUUCUUGUGUGCUGGUUGGCCUGGUGCUUGGAGGUGUCAUUGUGGUGCCAAUUGUAUCAAAGGCGCUUGUACCUGUAAACAUUGUUAAAUCGCAAGUUCAUGACAAUGAGCCAAUCAAAAUCAGAGAUCAAAAGCUAAAUUCAAUUACCCUCAGGCUAAAUCAACUUCUAUACACGAUUAUUAUUAUUAUUUUGACAAAUUAUUGAUUAUUUUUUUUAUCAUAUUAUUAUUAUUGUGAUAAUUGGAGCAAUAAAAUUUUCAAUGAUGAAAAAAAAAAUUUAGUUGAAAUCUGAAAGUCAAACUUUGACCUCUAAAAUGUUUUAAUGUCAAUAUUUUGAUAACUGGUCCAUAAUUUAACAGCAUUGAGCUUGAAAUUUGAUGCUUGUUUUUUUUUUGAUUGUUAUCAUUAUCAACUAAAAAUAACAUUGAUUCUUAAUGGAAUCAUUUCAACCCAAGUCUGUAUUUCAUUAACAGUUAAAUAAGCUCAAGUUUAAAAUUAGUCAACUUUAUGUAAACAGUUGAGUUUACAGUUAUCUUUUUCCUUCUUUGCUUUCUGUUUCUCUUUAUAAUUAAUUUGAUUGUUCAAGCUGAUAAAAAGGUUACCAUGGGUUCAUUGAAUUAUUGGCAAGGAUAACAUGAUGAUGAUCAACAGCAACAUCAAUACCUAAUAAUACUACCAUCCAGUUCUGAUUGAUUGUUACAGGAUAACAGACAAUGUUUACUUUAUUGAAAAUUUAGAUUAACUAUUAAUUAACCUAUUAGAUGUUGACCAAAUGGUUAGUUUAAUAAUAAUAGUUAGCUAAUUGUAACUUAAAUUAAUGGAGAAUUAGUAAUUCUCAAAGUAACUCCUGCCAUCUAUAAUUUGAUUUACAAACGAAAAGUUCAUAGUAGAAAUCAAAUUGAUUUCUAGUCUAGCUCAUGUCCUCUUUUUUGUAAUUAACUCAUCAAGGGAAAUGACGAACCAUUAAAUUUAAUAUUAUAAACAAGACCUUAAAGGUGACGAUUAGUUAAUUGAUUUGAAGCAUUUAAACGUUGAUUGUCCGAUCGAUGAAUGAACUUGAUUUCCAAUUUCUUCAAGCAUAAUCCAAUUUCUGGACAAUGGUCAAGUUGAGGAAAGUUUCAGUUUAACCUUAGAUACUCAGGUUAACUCUUCAUGAUAUCAUGAAGUGGCUUAAUUAGCCUUCAGAUUUUUAUUCAUGUUUAUGAUGAUGAUAGUAAUUCAAUCAGCUGAUGAGCUUUGCUACUCAAUACCAAUAUUGCUUAACUUUUGUUAUUCAAAUUGAUUACCAAUUAAGAUAUAAAAGAAACUAAUUUAAUUAAUGUAAUCACCUGGUUGAUAAUUAUCUGUUUACAUUAAUAUAGUUGUAAAUACUUUGUCAGUGUUUAAUUUUGAUUGUUUUACUUGUUACUUGGUUGAUUAACUUGCUCCGUUGAAUAUCAUUAACCAAUACAAGCUUUAUUAUUGCUGCUAUAUGCCGGUUAUUAAUAAUUAAUUGAUCAUGAUAAUGAUAAUGUCAAUAAUAUUUCCAUUUAUCAGUCAUAAUUAUCAUCAGUUAGGUGAAUGAAUUUUCAUUAACAUGAGAGACACUUAAUUAAAUUCUGAAUGGUGUUUCCAUCUAUCGAUGAGUUUAACAAAUAAAUUUAUCGAUUCAUUUUCUCUGUUUCAACUCAGUGAAUGUUGUGUUUUCUUUUGGUUCAUGAUAAGUGAAUAUUUUUUUUUACUACCAUCAAAGUGAAUCAGAUUAGAUUAUAAUCCAAGCUAAUCAUUGUUUCAAUGUUUAAUCAAAUGAUCAUCGAUUAAGUUUAAUCAAAGAAACUUUAAGUUGUAGCUCGUAAUCGUAAUCGAUGAAUGUGCUUUAGUUAAUUUUUGAUUCUCUGAACAAAUUGAGAUUGUAACUGUGUCAAUGUGCUGGAAAAAUAUUCUAAUGAUUAAAAUCUCUAAGAAUUUCUUUCAAAUUUAAAUAGUGAUUCAUGAUUACUGAUGAACAUCCGAAACUCUGAAAGUUAUCUUCAUCACAAUGAACCAUUUUCCUUGUGUUCUAAUCAAGAAUCUUUAUUCAUUUACUACAAUCAAGUGAUACUUUAUUUCUGUUGCUAUUAAUGUUCAUAUUUGGGUGAAACUUUAUGAUAAAAGAUGAGAUUGUUUUUCAUUCAGAUUUUAAAUAAUUUCAAAGAGAAGAGAAAAAAAUUGUCAAUGAUAAGUGAAAGUUUUUUCAAUAAUAAUCAUCACCUUCAAUUGAGAAGAUGUUCCGUUAUCAGAAUUCUUGGUGCCUCUUAUUAUUGACCUUUGCGAGUAUCAUUUUACUUGGAAUUUGGGUUGAUUCAAGUCGAUGGUCCCGAUGGAAAGUUUAUAAUCUCAUCAAUUCCGGUUUAUCAGCUGAUGGUCAUUUUGAACCUUUGUUGAGUAGAUUUGGUUCAGCUCAAUCAGCUAAUUAUCGUUCUAAAUCAUCACUUUCAUUUAAAUACUCAUCAUCUGAGCUUAAUUUUUUAACAUGGUCUCCAAAAGAUAAGCCUUGGUUCAUGGUUAACGGUUCUUUAAUCCCUAAUCCAAACGAGAUUACUUUCUCAAGAUUAUCUCUUCUACCUGAAGAUGAUGAACCCUGGAACGAUAGGAUAAUUAAUCAAUUAAUGUAUAUACCGCAAGGUUAUCAAAGUGAUCAAUUGAAAAAAGAUGACCUGAAAAAGAUAUUAUUACACUUUGAUAAAAGUUCUUGGGGUCAAGAGUUACCCAUUGGUCAAGAUAUUUUCCUUCAAGACUUGUGUCCAGUCAAUACUUGUGAAAUAACAUUUGAUAAUAGACAAGCCUCAACCGCUGAUGCCAUUUUAUUCAAGGAUCAUUAUGAAAAACCUAAACACCAGAAACCUGAUAAUCAAAUUUGGAUUCUCUAUGUCCUUGAAUGUCCACUACACACUCCACCCUUUAGGGGUCUCAAUGAGAUGAUUAACUGGACAGCAACAUAUCGACAUGACUCGGACAUUGUUGCCCCAUAUGAGAAAUUUGUUUACUAUGAUCCCGAAGUUAAGACUAAACUACAAUCAAUCAAUUAUGCUCAAGGGAAAACCAAAAAAGUCGCUUGGUUUGUUUCAAAUUGUUCAGCACGAAAUAAGAGGCUCGAGUAUGCGAAAGAGUUAUCGAAGUACAUUGAUGUCGAUAUAUUUGGAAGGUGUGGUAAACUUUCAUGUUCCAGGAAAAAUGCUGAUGAAUGUUUCGAGAUGCUCGAUAAAGAUUAUAAGUUUUAUCUUUCCUUUGAGAAUUCAAAUUGUCGCGAUUAUAUAACUGAAAAAUUUUACUCCAAUGGUUUAAAUCGUAAAAUUAUACCAAUUACAAUGGGUGCUCAUCCAGAAGAUUAUAAACGUUCAUCUCCCGCCAAUUCUUAUAUUCAUGUUAACGAUUUUUCAUCGCCCAAAGAUCUUGCCUCUUACCUAUUGAAAUUGGACGCAAAUGAUACUCUUUAUAAUCAGUAUUUCUCAUGGAAAGGAACUGGAGAGUUUAUCAAUACAUAUUUCUGGUGUCGAUUAUGUUCCAUGUUACAUGGACCCGUCAAGCCAAAGUUGUACGAAAAUCUUGCUGAUUGGUGGUAUUCACCGUCCAUUUGCAGUGCUGAUGAUUGGCUCUAAUUUACACGAAACAAAAAAAAACAAUUCUUGUUAUUACCAAACUAGUUACAGUAAAGAGAACUGAAUUAAUUUAUACUUCGUUGUAUACUCAUCGUGAUGAAAAUACAGUUCCAAUAUUGUCUUCACAAAGAA